Messenger RNA from Prunus avium (sweet cherry), 3375 nucleotides. The record is from RefSeq and is a predicted model, not a curated record. NCBI's taxonomy places the organism in Eukaryota, Viridiplantae, Streptophyta, Magnoliopsida, Rosales, Rosaceae.
AUGGAUUCAAACACCACUCAAUUAUUAGGAGCUCCUUCCCCUCCUUCUUCCUCGUCUUCCACCAAUUCAUGGACACACGAUGUCUUUCUCAGCUUUAGAGGUGAGGACACGCGCUACAACUUCACAGAUCAUCUACACAAAAAUUUGGUCCAGAAAGGCAUCAGAACCUUCAUAGAUGAUGAGCUCCCAAGAGGAGAAGAAAUAUCACAAGCACUUCUUGAUGCAAUUGAAGGAUCAAGGUGUUCCAUCGUCGUAUUCUCUGAAAACUAUGCAUCCUCGAAGUGGUGCUUAGAUGAACUUGUUCAUAUCAUUCAGUGUGGAAAAUCAAAGCAACAGAUGGUUUGGCCAGUUUUCUACAAAGUGGAUCCCUCAGAUGUAAGGAACCAAAGAGGUAGUUAUGGUGAGGCACUUAAUAACCAUGAACGCAAAUUCAAAGAAGAGAAACUUACUAACCAUGAUGAAAGUAAAUUCGAGGACAAUAUGAAGAAGGUGCUGAGAUGGAAGGAAACCCUUACAGAAGCUGCAAAUUUGUCUGGGUCGCAUUACUUAGAAAGCCGUGAAACUGAAUUUAUUCAGAACAUUGUCAACGAGAUUUCCUUACAAGUAUUAAAUGAUACCCAUAUCAAUGUGGCAAAAUACCAAGUUGGAAUAGAGGCACGUGUACGAGAUAUUCAUAAAGCUUUAGAUGUUGACGGAAAUGAUGUUCGCAUGGUAGGAAUAUGGGGGAGUGGUGGAAUAGGAAAGACAACUGUUGCUAAAGCCGUUUAUAACUCACUGGCCCAUGUGUUUGAAGGGAGUUGUUUUCUGGAAAAUGUAAGAGAAAGAUCAAUACCAUACGGAGGCCUAGCCGACCUACAAAAUCUUCUUCUUUAUGAGAUUCUAAGGGGAAAGGAAAUAAAGGUUACCAGUGCCGAUAAAGGAAUCAAUGUGAUAAAGGAAAGGUUGAGUCGUAAAAAGGUCCUCGUAAUUGUAGAUGAUGUGGAUCAUUUGGACCAGUUAAACAACUUAGUUGGAGGUUGUGAUUGGUUUGGUUUGGGCAGUAGAAUUAUCAUAACGACUAGAGAUAAGCAUUUGCUAACUUCUCAUCAAGUUAGUAUAAUAUACAAGGCCAAUAAAUUAAACUUUGGUGAAUCUCUUGAUCUUUUCAUUAGUUGGAAUGGUGGGAGAAGUAAAAAUUUGGAUGAUGAUUAUGUGAAAGCUGCAGAAACUGUGGUGAAGCAUGCUCAAGGUCUUCCUUUAGCUCUCAAGGUUUUAGGUUCUCAUCUAUGUGGUAGAAGUAUAGAUGAGUGGCAUGAUGCAUUGGAUGGGAAUCUGCACUCGGACAUUAAAAAAACUCUCAAAAUAAGCUAUGAUGCAUUGGAAUAUUCGGUUCAAGAAGUUUUCCUUGACAUAGCAUGUUUCUUUAAAGGUAGAAAGGUGUACGAUGUGAUACCGACCCUGGAAGGUUGUGACCUCAAGCCUAAGUAUGCUAUUAAAGUACUCGUAGACAAGGCCCUCAUAAAUAUUGAACAAGGCACAAUUGGGAUGCAUGACUUGCUUGAAGAAUUGGGUAGAGGAAUAGUUUAUCAAGAGUCGCCAAAUGAGCCUGGUGAACGUAGCAGAUUGUGGUUUCACGAGGAUGUUUAUCGUGUUCUAAUAGAAGGAACAGGAACAAACAAUAUUAAAGGCAUCAUAGCAAAGUUUCCGACACCAGAUGACAUAUGCUUGAGUGAUGACAGCUUCUCAAAGAUGAAAAACCUUCGACUUUUCAUCAAUGUGAAUGCACGAUUUUAUGGCGAUCACAUGGAUUAUCUAUCUAAUGAGUUGAGGUUUCUUCAUUGGCCUGGUUGUCCUUUUGAAACUUUACCAUCUACUUUCAAUCCAAGGAAACUUGUUGAACUUCAUAUGCCUCGUAGCCGCUUGUCACAACUUGGGGAGGGAUUCAAGCGUUUGCAAAAUUUGACGUCCAUGAAUUUUGAGAGCUGUAAGUUCCUAACAAAAACCCCAAAUAUCUCUGGAAUUCCAAACUUACAGUCCUUGAAUCUAGACUUCUGCACAAGUUUAGUUGAGGUUCAUCCUUCUGUUGGAUUUCAUGAUAAGCUUGUGGACUUGAGGUUUGAGAGUUGCCAUAACCUCACACUAUUUCCAAUAAUCAAGUCAAAAUCUCUAGAAGUUCUCAAUCUUGAAGAUUGCAGAAGACUAGAGACUUUCCCUGAAAUUGGGGGAAAGAUGGAUUCCUUACGUCACGUGUUUCUACGUGGAAGUCGAAAGCUUGUUACAUUUCCAAAUAAAGUGAAGUCUGAAGUUUUGGGGAGUGCAGUAUCACAUCCUUUAGCGCUUCCCAGUCUUGAGGAAUUCAUUUUGGAAGGGAGCAAUUUAUCAGAAUUUAAUUUCCUCUGGACUCUUGAUUGUGUGUCUACAUUGAGCAUGCUUGAUCUAACACGAUGUGAUUUCCUUGUAAGUAUUCCCGAAAGCAUUACGAAAUUUCUCAAUUUGCGGGAUCUUUACUUGCAUGGCUGCAAGAGGCUUCGAGAUAUUCCGGAACUUCCACCAAAAAUAGUAAAGUUAGAGGCAAGUGAUUGCGUAUCAUUGGAAAGGUUUUCAUCAUUGUCCAACAUUCUGAAAGGUAAAAAAGACUCACAAAUGAUUGAGUUGGUGGACUUGUGUAAUUGCCAGAGACUGUGCGACAAUCUGGCUCGUGACCUCACGAAGAAGCAAAACAUUUUAGCAAAGGAGCAGAUCACUCUCUUCUUUGAUCACCUUCUGUCUUCACGGAAACAUGGAUUUCAGGUUGUAUUUCCAGCAAGUUUUGAAGCUCUCUCGACGUUGUUCAGGUGUCAUAAGGAUGUGAAGGAGCAUGAUGAAUCAUGUGAACUUUUGAUUGAAAUGCCCCCAAACUUCAAAUGCCAGAACCAAGGAUUGGCUCUAUACGCUGCUCUUGAAAACCCGCAAAAUGAAAGACGACGUUACAAUGGUUUUCUAACAAAAAUUUCCGUCAAUCAACCAGGAGUGGUACCUCAUUUUAUUCAGUUCGAUUACCAUUUCAGAAAGAUAGGGUCAGGUCAUGUGUGGCUGUGCUAUAUUCGAUUCAGAGAAAUGUUUUACCGGGAUGAUCAGAUUACCUGGCCUCAGUCGCCUUUUGCGUGUCGAGUUAAUUUUCUGAAAUUGACACUAGAUUCGCAGCGUUUUAAAAGCUUUGGGAUCCACCUGGUAAUGACACAGGAUGAUGAAGACCUGUCUAUAUUUACGGAAGAUGGUGAGUCUGAAUCCAAUGACUUGGAAGAUGCUAAUGAGAGGUUUGAUGGAGAUAAUUGUAUUGAUCUAUGUGAAGAUGAGCAAGACUCGGAACGUGACUACUUCAGCUGUGAAGAUAAUGAAGAUGGCUACUUUUACUGA